GCCUUCCCUUGGUCUCCAACAAGUUCAAACGACACUCUGCCUUCAAUUUUCAAGGAUAUCGCUUCUGAUUUGGCCUGUGGUUUUACAGGGCUUGCAGAAUCGUUUAGACGCAAAACUGGCGCUCUUAAUAACCCCCUUUUUGAGGUCCAAUGCUUCGCCAAUCUGAAAAUCACUGACGACAAGUAAUUAUAUUUUGGUCUUGAUUUUAUGGAUACCUCGGAAAAUUCCGGUAGUUCGUAUUCCAAUCAACCCGAUUCAACAACAACUCAUAGAGGUACUGCAAGCAAUGAAGAUGGAAAUCGAAAGGAGGAUGAGGCGGGACCCUCUUCCUCUUCUGCAGAUCAUCACCAAGCCCCUUCAAGCUCUACAAGUGGAAAUUUUGAGUGUAAUAUUUGCUUGGAGCAGGCGACAGAUGCUGUAGUGUCACGAUGUGGUCAUCUAUUCUGUUGGCCGUGUCUACAUCAGUGGAUGGAAGUGAAGAAAACUCUGGCUGUCUGCCCAGUUUGUAAAGCCGCCAUUAGUCGAGACUCGGUUAUCCCUCUCUAUGGUAGGGGAGCAGAUCACAAACAAGAUCCUCGCAAUAAAGUCCCCCCUAGACCGCAAGGUGUAAGGACAGAACCGGAACGACAAAGAGAAUUCCCCUUUUCUCCAUUCAACAUUUUCGGUGGAAACACGGAUGUUGGAGGUGGUGGUGGUGGUGGAAGCGGUGUUCAGGUAUCCUUCGGAUUCGCUCCCUUCCCUUUCGGUCUAUUUGCAACCUCUUUCAAUUUUGGUGGAGGUGGAAAUGGAGCCGCAACUAAUAAUCCUGGCGGACAAAAUAACAAUCAAGCUGAGGUUGAGGUCCUCUCAAAAUUCUUCCUUGCACUUGCAAUUUUCUUCAUUGUCUGGCUCCUCAUGUCUUAUUCUGGGGCAGGUACAUCACAGGGAGUACAGAAUCGAGCCGCUUUUCCCGGGUACUCAAUAUCCCUUUCGUCGUCAAUGACGUCGAAUUCAAAUAGCAAUAGUGAGAACGUACUCUAUAGAGCCAUCAGACAGUCAGUUCAAACAGCUCACGGCUCGUUUGGAGUGGGUCGAAUGAUGACCCGAUUUAAGAUCAUCUACUGGAAUCCUGUGUCAGGACUCCUUAUAAUUCGGGUGCUUCGAGGUCUUACUACAGAACAGAUGACCUCCGCAUUGUCUCUCAUAACUUCUGUGCCUGAUGGUAAGUAG
Molecule: messenger RNA, 1209 nt
Organism: Rodentolepis nana
Lineage: Eukaryota; Metazoa; Platyhelminthes; Cestoda; Cyclophyllidea; Hymenolepididae
Source: the annotation of a GenBank genome assembly